AUGGCACUGGUUGUAAUUUGUGGUCAACCAUGCAGUGGAAAAUCUAAAGCUGCAUUAAGUCUAGCUGAAGCUCUUAAACAGUCACCAGAGUUGAAACAUCAAGUGAGAAUCAUCGAUGAAGCUUGUUUUCAUCUCGAUCGGAAUCAAAGUUAUGCGAAUAUGCCAUCGGAGAAGAAUUUAAGAGGAGUUCUUAGGUCAGAAGUCGAUAGGUCUCUGUCAAAAGAUACUAUUAUUAUUGUUGAUUCUUUGAAUAGCAUUAAGGGUUAUCGAUACGAGCUAUGGUGUUUGGCUCGUGCUGCGGGGAUAAGAUACUGUGUUGUUUAUUGUGAUGUUGAAGAUAAUGAUUGUAGAAAAUGGAAUCAAGAGCGUAGGGAGAAUGGUGAAGAUGGUUACGAUGAUGUAAUAUUUGAAGAUUUGGUGAGGAGGUUUGAGAAACCGGAGAGAAGAAACCGGUGGGAUUCGCCUUUGUUUGAGUUGAGAUCUUCUGAUUUUGGUUCUAUUGUAGAUGAUGUUGUUUCUUAUAUUACCAAAAAAGUGGACUCGAAAACACGUGAUGUGAAGAUAUUGCAACCGACAAUUGCAACUCAAACUUCGCGUUUUUCUGAUGCGAAUUCUCUCUAUGAGCUGGAUAAAGCAACGCAAGAGGUUACUAAUGCUAUAGCAGAAGCGCAAUCUCGCGAUCUUGGUAUGUUAUCGGCUAAUGGGAUUUCUAUAGGGAAAGAUUUGCCUCCGAUUAAUCUUUCAAGAUCGGUUGGGUUGCCUGAGCUUCGUAGGUUGCGGCGUACGUUCAUGAAAUUAACAGGGCAAACAAGUUUGAGUGGGAGAGCUCCUCCUUCUGAUUCUGAUAGUGCUAAAAGGAUGUUUAUUGAUUACUUGAAUAGGGAGCUUGGAACUUCAUGA
Messenger RNA from Vicia faba (fava bean), 900 nucleotides. Lineage: Eukaryota; Viridiplantae; Streptophyta; Magnoliopsida; Fabales; Fabaceae. The record is from the annotation of a GenBank genome assembly.